CGGUAAAUAUCUGAAGGAAAUAAAUCACGAUCUCCAAUGCAAAACACACAUUCACCGGAGAGGUUGGGACGUGCAUCGAGGAUCCGUUCGAAACGAUUUAAACGCUGGGCGCCGGCUUGAUUUGCAUAAUUCGACCACCGCCUAAAUAAACGCGGUGUUGUUUCGCGCGACGUACACCGUUUACAAUCUAUUUCGCAUCCGUCAGCCAUCCCCCAAAACGAGCUAAUUCUCACGCGCAGCUGCAGACAGAUCCGCGCCGGCGGCGUGGCGAUGAAGUCACGUAUUAUACAACACGAUCUGCAGUUAAUCCAUUAAUGUCCUGCAGAAAGAAAAAAAAACGGUGCCCCCGUAAUGGCAAACAAAGAUUCGAGGAAGGUAUCCGACGUCGAAGCGCACAAACACACAAAGACACAAAUUUUAGAUUGUGCGCCUACAAUAAUAGGAAAUAUAAGGUGCAGCGUACAAGAGACGAAAUUUCCAUUCUACGAAGAGUCGCGUGGGCGAACUUUAUUCCAUUACACAGUGGCAUUCACUGGCCGCUUUCAAAUUUACAAUAACCGCAAUAAAAGAAUCUCUCAGAUGCAGAUUUCCACGCGAGAUCGUUCCGGAACAAGAAUUACCCAUCAAUCUCCUUGUACAUUGAAUUUGUUAUUUAUUGACAUGUUUCUGCCGGGCGGGCACUACUAACUUUUCAAAUCUUUCUUACAUCUCCGCGCAUGAUUCUGAUCUGACAAUUGGAGAACGCGCCCUCGUUUUGCUCGUAUUCUCCCGUGCGCGCCGUAAAAUGCGGCGGCGUACGGGAAAUGUGUCGGAAGCGAAGAAAAUAUUCGCGUGCAUCGGACAGCCUUUCUCGCGACGAAAUCCCCCGCCGAUAAAGUUUACAAUCGGAAGCGAUCGCGCGACUCGGCGCGCCUUUUAUCGAGGCCGUCAAGAAACGGGGAAGCAUGCCGGUACGCGCGUUCUUAAAAUCCGCGAGUUCUCAUUUGCAGCCCAUCCUUCGGGACUUCCGGCUGCGGCCUACGUCG
Molecule: messenger RNA, 1025 nt
Organism: Wasmannia auropunctata (little fire ant)
Lineage: Eukaryota; Metazoa; Arthropoda; Insecta; Hymenoptera; Formicidae
Exons: 5
Coding region: 352-687 (111 amino acids)
Source: RefSeq, a predicted model, not a curated record